CGUCGGCGCUGGAACCCGCUGGCAGCACCCGGCGCGGCAGGGGCGGCUCGCGCGGCGCGGCCCCAGCUCCCCCGCCAGGUCGCAGAGGAGAGCGGGAGCCGGCGUGCGGCCGGCGGCGCUGGCAGGAUGGGGAACCGGGAGAUGGAGGAGCUGAUCCCGCUGGUGAACCGGCUGCAGGACGCCUUCUCGGCGCUGGGGCAGAGCUGCCUGCUGGAGCUGCCGCAGAUCGCCGUGGUGGGCGGCCAGAGCGCGGGCAAGAGCUCGGUGCUCGAGAACUUCGUGGGCAGGGACUUUCUCCCUCGAGGGUCGGGCAUUGUAACCAGACGGCCUCUGGUGCUGCAGCUUGUUACUUCCAAAGCAGAAUAUGCUGAAUUUCUACAUUGCAAAGGAAAAAAAUUUACAGAUUUUGAUGAAGUUCGUCAUGAGAUUGAAGCAGAAACAGAUCGAGUGACUGGAAUGAAUAAAGGCAUUUCCCCCAUACCCAUUAAUUUACGAGUCUAUUCUCCACAUGUGUUAAAUCUCACGCUUAUCGACCUACCUGGAAUUACUAAAGUGCCCGUGGGAGAUCAGCCACCAGAUAUAGAGUAUCAGAUCAGAGAAAUGAUUAUGCAGUUCAUUACGAGGGAGAACUGUCUGAUUUUGGCUGUUACCCCGGCCAACACCGAUCUUGCAAACUCAGAUGCACUGAAGUUAGCUAAAGAAGUCGAUCCUCAAGGGUUGCGAACCAUCGGCGUCAUCACCAAACUGGAUCUUAUGGAUGAAGGAACAGAUGCCAGGGACGUUCUAGAGAAUAAGCUGCUGCCUCUCCGCAGGGGUUAUGUGGGCGUGGUCAACAGAAGCCAGAAGGAUAUAGAUGGGAAAAAGGACAUUAAGGCUGCCAUGUUGGCCGAAAGGAAGUUUUUUCUCUCGCACCCGGCUUACCGACAUAUUGCUGAUCGGAUGGGGACCCCACACCUGCAGAAGGUCCUUAAUCAGCAACUUACCAACCACAUUCGGGACACCCUCCCAAACUUCAGGAACAAACUGCAGGGACAACUGCUGUCCAUCGAGCAUGAAGUGGAAGCCUACAAGAACUUCAAGCCGGAAGACCCCACCAGGAAGACCAAGGCUUUGCUGCAGAUGGUUCAGCAGUUUGCUGUGGACUUCGAGAAGAGAAUCGAAGGGUCAGGGGACCAAGUAGAUACCCUGGAGCUCUCGGGAGGGGCUAAAAUCAAUCGUAUAUUUCAUGAACGCUUUCCUUUUGAGAUAGUCAAGAUGGAGUUCAAUGAGAAGGAGUUGCGAAGAGAAAUAAGCUACGCAAUCAAAAACAUUCAUGGUAUCAGGACAGGAUUGUUUACUCCAGACAUGGCAUUUGAAGCAAUAGUCAAAAAGCAAAUCGUAAAACUGAAAGGACCUUCCUUGAAGAGUGUCGAUCUGGUCAUACAAGAAUUAAUCAACACCGUCAAGAAGUGUACCAAAAAACUGGCCAACUUCCCCAGACUCUGUGAGGAAACAGAAAGGAUCGUUGCCAACCACAUUCGCGAACGAGAAGGGAAGACAAAGGACCAGGUUCUUCUACUGAUCGACAUCCAAGUCUCCUACAUCAAUACCAACCACGAAGAUUUCAUUGGGUUUGCAAAUGCUCAGCAGAGGAGCAGUCAGGUUCACAAGAAAAACACAAUUGGAAAUCAGGGAACCAAUCUUCCGCCUUCAAGGCAAAUUGUGAUUCGCAAGGGCUGGCUAACCAUCAGCAACAUCGGCAUCAUGAAGGGAGGCUCUAAGGGGUACUGGUUCGUCCUUACUGCUGAGAGCUUGUCCUGGUACAAAGACGAUGAGGAAAAAGAAAAGAAGUAUAUGCUCCCUUUGGACAACUUGAAAGUUCGAGAUGUGGAAAAGAGCUUUAUGUCUAGCAAGCACAUCUUUGCACUUUUUAAUACAGAACAAAGGAAUGUAUACAAAGACUAUCGCUUCCUUGAGCUGGCCUGUGACUCACAGGAAGACGUAGACAGCUGGAAGGCUUCUCUCCUAAGAGCUGGGGUUUAUCCCGAUAAAUCUUUAACUGAAAGUGAUGAGAACGGCCAAGCAGAGAACUUCUCCAUGGACCCGCAGUUGGAGAGACAGGUGGAGACCAUCCGCAACCUCGUGGACUCCUACAUGUCCAUCAUCAACAAAUGCAUCCGAGACCUAAUUCCAAAAACAAUCAUGCACCUUAUGAUCAAUAAUGUUAAAGAUUUCAUAAACUCCGAGCUCCUGGCCCAGCUGUACUCCUCCGAGGACCAGAACACGCUGAUGGAGGAGUCCGCGGAGCAGGCUCAGCGCCGGGACGAGAUGCUUCGCAUGUACCAAGCGCUGAAGGAAGCCCUUGGGAUCAUCGGCGACAUCAACACGGCCACCACGUUCACCCCCGCGCCGCCCCCCGUGGAUGACUCCUGGAUACAGCACUCCCGCAGGUCCCCCCCUCCGAGCCCCACCACCCAGAGGCGGCCGACGCCCGGCGCUCCGCUCGCCCGGCCUGCAUCCGGCCGGGGGCCCGCGCCCGCCGUGCCCUCCCCCGGACCCCACUCGGGGGCGCCCCCGGUGCCCUUCAGGCCCGGCCCACUGCCCCCCUUCCCCGGCAGCGGCGGCGGCGACUGGUUCGGGGGCGCCCCCCCGCAGGUGCCCUCCCGGCCCACGAGGGCCCCGCCCAGCGUCCCCAGCCGGAGACCACCCCCAUCACCAACUCGUCCCACUAUAAUCCGUCCACUAGAAUCCUCCCUGUUAGACUAAACGAAGUGUCUGGCCUGGCAAUUAAUUACUAAUGAAUUAUGUGAAGGCAACACACUUGAUCAGUAAAUCAUGAGUAGUCGCAUGCGCGGACAUCAGUAGGCAAGUAGCCCGUUUAACUAACGCAUUCAUCACUCCUCGUCGCCGCUCACGGUGUCUCAGACCUUCGGAGUUUGACUCUGGAAAACUGCUGACCCUUCGAGGCUUUAGAUGUUGUACUGACCAAGGGUAGGUCUGUCUAACAGCCCUAUAUUUUGAAAGACCGUUUGCCUACCCUGGCAUAUAUUUGAAAUUUGCUUUGGACAAGUUCCUAGGUUACCCACCAGGUAGCCCAUUAAGUGUAAUUCUUGAGAGCUUUGAGACGGUGGGCUUAGACCUAAGCCAUACGUGUAUUUACUUUCCCACAUUCUGUUUUGGCUGAUAGAAAUUAUGUUGUCUAUCAUGAAUGUUCCCUCCUACUCUAAUGACCUAUUUAGAUCCGCUUUCCUUUCUCUUUAUUUCAUAGGACUGCUAGGAAGUGAUUUUUUUUUUAAAUUAGGAUUCCUUAAGAAUAGACUUUUCCAGAAGCACAGGUAGUUUGCAGAGGAAAAGUUAACGCAUUGCUUGCUCUAGAGAGCUUCUCCUCAUCCUGAUGUGUUUUGCUUCAUGCUCGAAGCAUAUUCAACAACGAAUCAAAGCUUAAUUUUCUGGUAGUCGGUCAGAAGAUUUGGCUAGUUAGGUUCAGAGUUCAAGGAAGAAGCAAAAUGUCACAUCUCUAAAGUGUCUGGAAAUACCUAAUUUCUUUAUUCACACAUAUAUUCACCUCCCCGUAGGUUACGGUGAAGGCUGACAUGGGAAAUAUUUAACAUCCCACACCGAUGGAGAUGUAGACGUGGCUAUCUCCACUGUGACACGAACUGUAGUGGACUUAUUUAUGUGGCUGGAGCAAGUUUUUCUCUUUCCCAGCUAUUUGUAAUUCCCUCGUGUAAGAAUUCACCCUACCUUUAAAGCCGGUUUAACGAACUUUCCAUCCAUUCUAGGCUUGCUUAAUACAUCUUGAGCCUUGCUCUGGGAUGGCCGUUUUUAAAGGGGGCCCUGGAAUGAAACUAAAAGUCGUUUCGUGAGGGAUGCCGUGCUUCCGGUGCAGGAGCUCACGCUCUACAGCUGUACCUCAGAGUCUCUGCACAGGUCGUUCCAAAAGAUGGAACUAAGACGCUGAGAUCUAAAGCAACCUCACAAAUGCUAACACUGCAAAAAUUUACAAAAUCGGGUUAGCCUGGGGGUUAAUAGUUCAGUCCCGAGGCUGAGCUGUAGACGAAGUAGGACCAGGUGAUCAGCAUGUAGGAAACAGCCAGAAGCCGAGUGGAGUGCUGUCUGCUGACUGUUCGCAGACAGCAAGUCCUCACUGAACGGCGGCGUCCCAGGACACUAUUUCAUAUUCCACAGAAGUAAAUCAGGUUUCACCAACUGAAAUGUCUCCCUUUGAAAGCAGAAAACGUGAUUUGUAUGUUCACUCAGCUUUAAUUUCCUGUGUACUUUAUGCCCAAAGCAGACACCCAUAAAGCAUGAAGGAAAAACCUUCAGCCAUUAUUAAAAAGAGAACUUGCCAAGCGGAAUGGCAUUGUUUCGAAGUUAUUCUAAGGGGCUACAGCUACCCCACUUGUAAUAGGCAGCCAUCAGAGACUACGAGUUUACAAAAAGAACUUUUCCACUUUUAAUUUACAAGUGAUUCUGUAAAGACCACCACCCCAAGUCACCAGCCUGAAUCUUCUCUUAUCUUUUUUCUCCCCCUCAUUUGAAAAAAUUCUUAACUCUUUGUGAAUGGAACAGAUGUGCUAAAUAUGUAAUGUGUUUUUAAAAACGGUGCUGCAGCGAAACGGAAGCGUGUUACGUAAAUGUCCACAGUAAAACAAGAUGACCUGCGAGAUCUUUUCAUAAAGCUCCCUCUUUCGGAAUCCCUUUGCUUCUUCCUUUGAAUUCUCUAAAACAGGCAGCUAGAGGAUUAUAGACUUCAGGGUUUGGCUCUGUGCUAAACGUGGUUUUGCAUUUUGCUGUAUUUCAAAAAUUUCCUUCUGUCAAAGGAAAAUAUUGUGGAUAACCACUGGUGUGUUCUUAGAUCAGCACAAACCAUGUCAAAGAAAAUUGGAGAUGUUUUUCCAACUUUCUUUCCACUGAUCUUCUGUAGUCGUAAACAAUAGCAUUUGUCGUCUCUGGCUUUUGCUCUUGGAUUAUAAGCCUGCAGUUCCACUGCCCCGCUUGUCUCUGUUUGUAGGCACAUUUUUGUUCUCUUACCUCUUCUCAGUUAUGUCUAACAGAACCCAGCCUCCCCUGGAAUUCCAGAAGCAUGUUGGAGAAUACUUUGU
Mustela lutreola (European mink) is the source of this 5084-nucleotide messenger RNA. RefSeq names its product dynamin 3 (gene DNM3). The record is from RefSeq and is a predicted model, not a curated record. The transcript is spliced from 21 exons. The coding region runs from base 127 to 2745 and encodes 872 amino acids. Lineage: Eukaryota; Metazoa; Chordata; Mammalia; Carnivora; Mustelidae. Gene Ontology annotation, molecular function: microtubule binding; GTPase activity; GTP binding. Gene Ontology annotation, cellular component: microtubule; cytoplasm; membrane.